AUGAUUCGUGCUGCUUUGGUAACUGGUGCUGCUCGAGGGAUAGGACGUGCAAUUGCUCUUCGGCUUGCUAAAGAUGGUUUCAAUGUUGCUGUUAAUGAUAUAGAAGCUAGUUCUUCUGAUCUUAAAAAAGUUCAACAAAAAAUCGAAGAAAUUGGUCGAAAAUCGAUCACUAUAAUUGCUGAUGUUUCUGACAGUAAAUCGGUCGAAAAAAUGAUGCAAGAGGCUGCAGAAAAAUUAGGAAAUCUAGACGUAGUAGUCGCAAAUGCAGGAAUUGGUGAGGUAAAAUCACUCUUGGAUACGGCUGUAGAAGAUUGGGAUAGAGUUUUUGCAGUAAACAUGCGUGGAGUAUUUCUUUGUUAG
This is a messenger RNA of Rotaria sp. Silwood2, 360 nucleotides long. NCBI's taxonomy places the organism in Eukaryota, Metazoa, Rotifera, Eurotatoria, Philodinida, Philodinidae. The record is from the annotation of a GenBank genome assembly.